CACCUAUUUCAUGCUAAGCUAUUCAGAGGGCUUUAAUUACUUUGAGACUUCAAAAGGCCAUCUGACGUGAGGGUAUGUUUUCCAUAUUGUGACCAUUUUUCACAUCAUAAUUGCUACUUGGUAUUGCUAAUAACUUAAUGAUUUUAAUCAACCUGAGCUGUAUUCAUUUUUAGGAGUUGUGAAAGACAGUUGGGAAGAUCUCUCGAUAGAGCGAGAAAGAACUGAGCACGUGAACCAAAAUAGUUAUGACAAACAUAUGGAAACGCUUGCACUGAAGGAAAGAGUUGAAACCUUGGAGAGUCAGAUAGCUGCACUUGAACAACAAUGCAGAAGAGAAGAAAAUGAAAAAGAAGAGUUCAGUGAGCAGGUAACAAACUUGCAACUUCAGCUCUCCCACUCUGAAGAAAGGGCAACUGGCUUGAGUGAAGAGCUUCAGCAGUAUCGAACUGACUAUCAGCAAAUUGUUUCUGAAUUGGAUAAACAGAAGACUAUAAAUAAGGAGAAAGAAGAAAAGAUUCUUCAACUAAAAAAGGAAGUAGAAGAUGCCAAACAAAAUAUAAUUGAUAAAGUGUCACAAAUAAAAACAAUGCAGUCCAAAGUAGAUAAGCUAUGUAAAUCUCACUUAGAGUCUCAUGCUAUGGAUUUAGUUGAUCUAAAGGAUUCCUUAGAUUAUGAAAAAGAGGAAUCGGAGACAUCUCAAAUUAAUUCUAUGUAUAUGCAGUCCCAAACGACUUCUAUAGCAGAUCCAAGAUGGGAGAGCUCCUUUCACUACAGUGUUGAAAGCAUUUGGGAAGAAUGCAAAAGUAUUAUUAAGGCUUCCUCGCAGAAAAGUCAGCAGAUCAAAGAACUAGUUCAAGAAGUUGAAAACUUAAAGAAGGGACUCGAGGACAGUGAAAACUGUAAUAAUCAACUAAAAGUAAAACUAAGUGAGAUGACAAAACAAGAUAGUCAGUCCAUAAAGGAAAAGGCUCUUAUGGAUCAGUUAAAAGAGCAAAUCCAAAAGAAAACUCAAGAUUUUGAAAAACGGGCUGCAGAAGAUCAUAGAGUAAUUACACAAUUUGAGGAGGAAGUUACAAGUUACAAGGUAAAAAUAAGAGAACUUGAAUGCCUCUUAGAAGCUUUUCAAAAAAAAGAAGACAGCAUGACAAAGUUAGAAGAAAUACUUAAACAAAAGGAAUCUAUUAUUUUAAAUUUAGAAGCUAAUACAGUAGCUCUGCAAGAAAAAUGUGCUAAUUCAGACCAAAAAAUCAAAGAGUUAUAUAGUCAAGAAGCAAAUUUGAACGAAGAAGUUGUGCAGUUGACAAACAGCUUGGAGAAGAUGAAACUCUCUCUUUGGGAAAAGGAGAAAUAUGAAAACGAGAGAACACAGUCCAUAGAACUGCUAAAUAAAGAUCUCUUGGAUAGUUCUGCCCUUGUACAGAGUUUGAAAAAAGAUUUGCAGAGGAAAGAGGAAGAUUAUGAAGAUUUGAAAGAGAAAUUUUCUGAUGCUAAGAAACAAAUCCAGCAAGUACAAAAAGAGGUGUCCACAAUGCGUUCCGAAGAGAAAUCCCUGAGGAACAAAGUUAAUGAACUUGAAAAAAUCAAAAAACAGUUGAGUGAAGAACUGGAUAUCAAACAGCGUGCUAUCCAGCAAUUUAAAAGGGAGCAGUUGAGUAAUGAGAAGCUGGAAGAAGUCUCCAGACAGUAUGAGAAUACACGUAAAGAACUCAGUGCAAAAGAAAAAAUAAUUGAAGAUAUGCGGAUGACAUUAGAAGAACAAGAGCAGACUCAGAUUGAACAAGAACAAGUACUUGAAGCCAAACUAGAAGAAAACAGCAGAUUAGUUUCAGAAUUGGAAAUGUGGAAGCAGAAAUAUAUGCAGCUGAAUAACCAGAGCAAUACUGAGUGGCAGCCAAAGAUGACCAGAAAUGAUGACACAAACAUAAAUGGAAAUGAGGAAUUAAUAAAGCUGCAGAAAGAACUGAAGGAAAAUGAGGCGAAGUAUCAAACUGACAGAAAAAAGUGGAUGGAAGAAAAAAAAGGACUCAUAGAUCAAGUAAAAGAAGCUGAGAGCCAUCGCAACAGAGAAAUGAAAAAAUUUGCUGAGGACAGAGAGCGUCAUAUAAAGCAGCAAGCCGAAAUUGAAAGACUUGCUGCACAGCUGGUGGAGAAGGACAGCGAUCUUAGUAAGUGGCGUGAAGAGAGAGAUAAAUUAGUAGAAGCUUUGGAAGUACAGCUCAAGACUUUGGCUUCUAAGACCAUACAAAAAGAUAAAGAAAUAGCAGAACUGAAACAGUCUGUCCUAAAGGAUUCGGGAAAGGAUAAUGAAACUGUGAUAGAACUAAGAAAACAGUUGGCUGAUAAAGAGGACUUCAUAAAGGAAUUGAAAAAAUGCAUUAACCAUGAAAGCCUUCAGUUUUCACCAGAAGUACCUUUACAUGAAGAAAGUCAAGAUACAGUGGAUUUACCUGUAAACAAAGAGUAUUUACAGUUUAUGAAGAAACGGAGUGAGAUUAAUCCAAUCACUGGAGACACUGUUCCAAUAAGACAUGAAGUUAAGGAGAAUGAUUCCAACAGUGCUUCUUCAUUAAGUGAAACUGAGGAGCAUUCAGAAACUGUCCUUGACUCUUCUGAAGUGUCCACAGAAAAUGGAAGAACUAGUCGGUUCCCAAAACCAGAGAUGGAAAUCCAGUUCACACCUCUGCAACCAAAUAAGAUGGAAGUAAAGCAUCAGGGCAGUGCCUUACCUGUGACAGUUAAAAUGCUCAAAACAAGAAGCAAAAGGAAGAGUGACGAAAUGGAUGAGGAUUUUGUGAAAAGUGAAAACAAGAAAAAUGAAAAAUCUAUGGCUUUUAGCUCACCUUCUACAAGCAACAAGAAAACGGUGUCUACUACACAGACGUCUAGAAAAGAAUAUUCUCUAAGAAAGCAAGAAUCUACAUCAAACAAAAGGUCAGCUAGAAAAAAGGAUGGAACACUACAAAGGCUUGGAGGCUUUUCUCAGAGUUCUCCUACUAUUAUUCAUUCUAAAGCAAAGAAGCAGAUGGCAACAAUAAGCUCUCCAAAGAGCUCUCCGAAGUCUUCAGAACCAGAAAGUCUCAAAGGAAAUGAGAUCAAGCCCAAACGAGCUAAGAGAAAGCUGUAUUCAACUGACAUUUCCUCCCCUCUAGAUAUCUCUGCUUCUUCAAUUUUUAUAGAACAAAAUGAGAAGGAAAGUGAUCAUCUAAUCAUCAAGCGACGUCUCCGAUCAAAACCAGCUAAAUAAUCUUGCAGAAGCAUGAUUGUACUUCCUAGUCAAGGCAUGCUUUAUUGUAUUAUUUUAGCUGAUUGUAUAUAGGAGGUGAUAGAUACUUUGUCAUGCUACUAAGCUGGUAUAUAGAUAUGUAGAAUAUUCCUGAUGGUUUCACACUUUGACUUAAUUAAAAUUGAAAUAAGCUCAAGAAAG
Messenger RNA from Anas platyrhynchos (mallard), 3424 nucleotides. The record is from RefSeq and is a predicted model, not a curated record. Lineage: Eukaryota; Metazoa; Chordata; Aves; Anseriformes; Anatidae.